Messenger RNA from Haliotis rufescens (red abalone), 3733 nucleotides. Its product is annotated as serine-rich adhesin for platelets-like. The record is from RefSeq and is a predicted model, not a curated record. The transcript has 11 exons. Bases 195 to 2849 code for a protein of 884 amino acids. NCBI's taxonomy places the organism in Eukaryota, Metazoa, Mollusca, Gastropoda, Lepetellida, Haliotidae.
UGCACACCCGCCGUCUAAUCGGCGUCACACCUUCAAAUCGAUGACAGUAAUGCAUUUGUUUAUACGACUGGGGAAUGUAGAACGUCAGUGUACAGAAUGACGGUUGCUGCGCAAAUAUGAGGACUUUUCCGGAGUUCUGGAAUGCAUGACGUUGAUUCCCGCGCACGAUCCCCGCGCAUACUGUCAGAACCAAUAUGGCGGCGAGAAUUACGGGUGUGUUGUUCUUGUGUUGUGUUGUGCUGAGUUGUGGUCUGCCUGUUGACACCUCACACAGUCGGGCGUUAGGAAAUAAACGACAUGAUGUCAAUAAAGAGAGCAACACGAAGAAGUUGGCGCCAGGCAGCCCGCCGAGAACGGAGGGUAUAUACGAUGUGUUUGGGCGAUCAAACAGUCCGCCGAGAACGGAGGGUAUAUACGAUGUGUUUGGGCGAUCAAACAGUCCGCCGAGAACGGAGGGUAUAUACGAUGUGUUUGGGCGAUCAAACAGUCCGCCGAGAACGGAGGGUAUAUACGAUGUGUUUGGGCGAUCAAACACUAAUCCAGGAACAAGAAGGUUUCAUAGGAGUUCAGGUCUUGACAUAUAUUCCCACCUAGCAGCCCUGAGUGGUGGAUCUGUGAUUGGCAGUAACAAGACAGACGUGGAACACGCCUCCAGCAUCACAGUGGCUGAAGCAGCUCUGGCGUCGCCUGUGGUAGUCAUGGUGACUCGUGUCAACGCUACACCACCACGUGACGUGACUUUCAACGUCGACUCUGCCCUGACUUUGAUUCUGGUGGAGGUCACAGGUCACAUCACCAAGUCUGCCAUCCAACUCUCAGAUCCUAAAGGAGCGGCUGUAGGCAAGGUGACGCUGGCUGUGGAUAGUGCUGGGGCACUUGUGUACAAGAUAGUCAAGCCAAGCCCAGGUUCUUGGAAGCUUCACUUCAGCGACAUGCUGCACUAUGACGUCAUCGUCAAAGGGGACAGUGACGUCAGUUUUCAGGCCCAGUUCAUGAUGCUGAAUCCAGACACAGGCUACGCCAUUUCUGUGCCAGGAGAUCCCCCAGCAGGAAUAAAUCUAACUCUGGCCAUAGAAAUUAAUGGUGUCGACAAAACACAGAAUAUCACAGCUGUGACGUUGUACGCACUGAAUGGUGACGUCAUCAAAUCUGCAGUUCUGACACCUGUGGGACGUACGGGCGCCCGCUAUAAAGCAGCAAUAAAUCUUCCUGCGAAGGACUUGCGACUUGGAAUAUCAGGGAUAGAUAACCAUGGCAACAGCUUCACACGGAUGUCGGAGACGGCUGUAUCUCCGGAAUCAGAGUUCAAGGUCACCUUCAACAUCACGGCGGGGGAGUCUUCAACAUCGGGCACGGGCGGUGUACAUCUUCCCUUUGUUGUUACCAAUUAUGGCGUUCCUGGGUCGUUCAGUGUUCAAGUUACAUCAACAAACACGGUUCUGAAGCCUGUUGUCAGCCCCAACUCCUUCACCGUAAUGAAAGGCCACUCCUACACAGGUACUGUGACUGUAACAGCCAAUAUCACAGCGCCAUCUACUGCAGGGGACGUCGUGCUGACUGUGACGGCACCAUCGGGGGUCUCCGACUACGUCACCACACCUGUCAUCAUAUAUUCAAGACCAACUGCAAGCGCAGUAUCCACCAGGAUGACGUCCACCAGCAGUGAGACAACGCCACCUACAGCAGCUGCCGUCUCUGUAGUGACCAAAGAGGGGUCGAUGCUCGGAAGCAGAACACCCUCCUCUGUCACAAAAGGUCCAUCAGCAUCCACAUUAGCUGCAUCCACAGGAAGAACAGCGUCCACCCAACUUCCCGGUUACACAUCCCCCUUGUCCAGUACAACGCUCGGAUCGAUGGCCUCUAUAUCCAGUGGACUUCACCCAACCACAGCUUCGAUGUCGAGUCAACGUCCUCGAUCCACAGAACCCAGCAGAGUUCCUGAGUCCAAAGCCACAACAUCUGGAGGGAUUGCCGGGUUCACCGACUCCAUGUCUACAGAGGCCCUGGGGCCUACCACCACCACGUCUGACGGACUGUCUGGUUCUACCGCCAAUACGGCUAAAGGGCUUCUGGGUUCUACGACCUCCACGCCUAAAGGGCUUCCUGGUUCUACGACCUCCACGGCUAAAGAGUUGCCCGGUUCUACGACCUCCACGUCUAAAGGGCUUCCGGGUUCUACGACCUCUACGUCCAAAGAGCUUCCGGGUUCUACAAUCUCCACGUCUAAAGAGCUUACGGGUUCUACAACCUCCACGUCUAAAGAGCUUCCGGGUUCUACAACCUCCACGUCUAAAGAGCUUACGGGUUCUACAACCUCCACGUCUAAAGGGCUUUCGGGUUCUACAACCUCCACGUCUAAAGAGCUUACGGGUUCUACGACCUCCACGGCUAAAGAGCUGCCGGGUUCUACAACCUCCACGUCUAAAGAGCUUACGGGUUCUACAACCUCCACGUCUAAAGAGCUUACGGGUUCUACAACCUCCACGUCUAAAGAGCUUUCGGGUUCUACAGCCUUCACGCCUAAAUAUCUGGGGUCUACAACCUCCACGUCUAAAUAUCUGGGGUCUACAACCUCCACGUCUAAAUAUCUGGGGUCUACAGCCUCUACAUCCGAAGGGCUUCCCACCAUGAAGCCGGCCAUCAUAGCGUCCAUCGUGUGCGGGUGUGUGGCCGCUGUGGCAGGGGUGGGUCUUUGUGUGUUGAUCCUGACGAAGCGUGGUUGGCCUCGCUCUCACAGUGACAAGGCCAACCACUACAUGGACUCCGGGCAGUAUAGCAACUCGUCCAUAGACAAGGCCACAUAUAAUGCCGGGUAUGAAAUGGACUCGUACCAACCCCAUAAGGACUAGAUAAUAUUUAAUGUUAACUCUCAGGUCUAUUUGUUAAUAUCACACUGGAUACAUGUAUUUUGGUCACACUACAUGUCACAUGCAUACCAUGGUGCAUAUGACUUUAUUUCCAUUUGCGACGUUUGCAAUGUGUCGUGUGUGUCAAAGUGCAUAUAAUGACAUCAACCUGUGCGAUUGAUAACAUUGUGCAUGUGUGUGUUUUACAUCUGAUACUGCGUAUAUUAUUUGUGAUAAAUGUUGAUGUUCAUAUGCUGCACAUGCACAAGUUCACAUGGGAUAUAGUUAGUCCUCAGGUAUGCAAAUACAAGUAUAUGAAUGUUACAUUAUAUGUUAUUUUAAUACAAAUAUACCUGCGUUAUGAAUAGUAAACAUUCAAGUUUAAUACCAUUAGUUAUAUUUCUAUAGUAACCAGGACCUCGUGAAACUCAGGCAACAUGUCUUUACAAAAAAGAGUGGUGUUUAAGUGUAGUCCAGUGACUUGUGUUUAGGUGUAGACGUCAUGUCCAGUGAGUGGUAUUAACGUGUUGACGUCAUGUCCAGUGACUCGUGUUUAAGUGUAGACGUCAUGUCCAGUGAGUGGUAUUAAGGUGUUGACGUCAUGUCCAGUGAGUGGUAUUAACGUUUUGACGUCAUGUCCAGUGAAUCGUGUUUAAGUGUAGACGUCAUGUCCCGUGAGUGGUGUUUAAGUGUAGACGUUAUGUCCAGUGAGUGGUGUUUACGUGUAGACGUCAUAGCCAGUGAGUGGUGUUUAAGUGUAGACGUCAUGUCCAGUCAGUGGUGUUUACGUGUAGACGUCAUGUCCAGUGAGUGGUGUUUACGUGUAGACGUCAUGUCCAGUGAGUGGUGUUAACGUGUAGACGUCAUGCCCAGUGAGUGGUGUUUAC